Molecule: messenger RNA, 4495 nt
Organism: Scomber scombrus (Atlantic mackerel)
Lineage: Eukaryota; Metazoa; Chordata; Actinopteri; Scombriformes; Scombridae
Product: unconventional myosin-XVIIIb
Exons: 28
Coding region: 1-4260 (1419 amino acids)
Cellular component (GO): myosin complex
Molecular function (GO): ATP binding; protein binding; cytoskeletal motor activity
Source: RefSeq, a predicted model, not a curated record
AUGAUCUCUCAUCUUAUUCCAGAGAGUUUCAGUCUGAAGAAAGAGAAGGUCCACGUGGACUUUGAGUGUCCAGAGAGCAGCCCGACAGAGGUUGUGUCCGCCAUCGACCAGCCGCCUCCACAGGUCCGGGCGGCAGAUGGAGACCCCAGAGGUCUUUUAUGGGUUCUGGAUGAAGAGAUGGUCACACCAGCCUCCAGUGAGAACAGCGCCCUGGAGAGAGUCUGCCAGUAUUACAGCAGUGCUGUACGUCAGUGUGAGCAGCCGCUGCAGUGCGAGGUGAACCACCUGAUGGGCCGUGACCCUGUCCGCUACGACCUGACUGGAUGGUUCGGUAUGAUCCAGAACAACCCGUCUGCUUCCAACGCCAUCUGUCUGCUGCAAAACUCCACCAUAGGGGUGUUGAAGGCCAUGUUCACCCCCACAGUCAAUGUGCCCCCUAUGUGCCGAGGUGUGGGGGGGCUGGAGGGCAGCAGCCAGCGCUCCCUGCAGAGGAACGGCACCAUCAGGAAAACCUUCAGCGGGGGAAUGGCGGCCAUACGCAGACACUCCCAAUGUAUCGCAGUCAAACUACAGGCUGACGCUCUGGUGAAUCUGAUUCGUCGAGCCAGGCCAGUGUUCCUGCAGUGUGUGAGUGCAAAGACAGACAGUGGAAGUUUUGAUGUGCCGGCUCUCAAAGUGCAGCUGCAGUCCACACAGAUCCUGUCAUCCCUGCAACUCUACCGCACAGGUUAUCCGGAGCACAUGACCCUGAGUGACUUCAGGUGUCACUUCCAGGCUUUAUCUCCUCCAAUCAUGAAACGUUACGCCUCCAUGUUUGUCAACCACGACGAAAGAAAGGCGGUGGAGGAGCUGCUGGUCGAGUUGGAUCUGGAGAAGAAGAGCGUUGUGGUCGGAGACAGCAGGGUGUUCAUGAAGCGAGGUGUGCUGCGUUACCUGGAGCAGCAGAGGGAUCAGCAGGUCACCGGCUGGCUCGUUUAUCUGCAGGCGUCCUGCAUGGGACACCAGGCCCGCCAGAAAUACCGAAAACUCAAGGUGCAGCAGAUGGCAGUCAGGUGUCUGCAGAGGAACCUGAGGGCUCUGAGGAUCGUUGCCAAGUGGAGCUGGUGGAAACUUUUCUGCCGAGUCCGUCCAAUGCUGGACGUCAACAUGGACAACGAGAGGCUCAGAGCCAAAGAGGAUGAGAUAUCAGCUCUGAGACGCCGCCUGGAGAAAUCAGAGAAAGAGAGGAAUGAUCUGAGGCAGGCUGCAGACAGCCUGGAGACCAAGGUUACGGCCGUGACAUCUGAGCUAAGCGAUGAGCGUUUCCGUGGCGACGCAGUGGGUCAGGCUCUAGACGUGGAGAGGACAGAGAGGCUUCGGCUCAGCAGGGAGAACAAAGACCUGCAGGCUCGUCUAGACCAGUGUAAAGUCGCCAUGGAAACGCUGGAGAAGCAGCUGGAGGAGGAGAAACAGAAAGUCCAGAUCGCUGAGAGUCAGAGAGGAGCAGCGACAGAGAGCGAGCUGGCCAUGCAGCUGGAGUGCUGCCAGACGGAGGUUGAGUUCGUCCGCAGACGGCUGAAGCAGACGGAGGAGAAACUGGAGGCAGAGAGAGAAACACGACAACAGCUCGAUACCAAGGUGGCCGCCCUGCAGACCCAGCUGGAGCAGUCCAGGAGGAGUGUGACAGAACUGAAACGACACGGCCGCCGCGUGACCUCUGACCUGCAGGAUGCUCGAGUCCUCACCGACAGCCUGCAGAGCCGCAUGCACGAACUGGACCGCAAACAGAGGAGGUUUGACAGCGAGUUGACUCAAGCCCUGGAGGAAGCCGACAAUGAGCGAGAGCAAAAGGACAAAGUCUUCCAGGAAAACAUCGCUCUGGGAGCUGAAAUAUACUCGCUGCGCCACAACCUGCAGGAGAGCCAGUCAGAGGUGGGCCGUCUGCAGAAACAGAAGGAGGAGUUGUGCGCUCAGAUCCGUGACCUCAGCCUGCCGGUUGAUCUUGCCACGGAUUCGUUACCUGACCUCAAGAAACAGCUUCGCCUCCUGGAGGGCCAAGCUAGCGAGAGAGCGGAGGAAGUCAUCAAGCUCACUGCCAACAUACAACAGCAGCAACAGAUCCACAUGCGUUUUGAGAUGGAAAUGGAGAGGAUGAAGCAGAUCCAUCAGAAAGAGUUGGAGGAUAAAGAAGAGGAGUUAGAGGAUGUACACAAGUCUUCUCAGAGAAGGCUGAGGCAGUUGGAGAUGCAGUUGGAGCAAGAGUACGAGGAGAAACAGAUGGUAAUUCAUGAAAAGCACGACCUGGAAGGACUCAUCGCAACUCUGUGUGACCAGGUAGGGCACAGAGACUUUGAUGUGGAGAAGAAGCUGAGGAGAGAUCUGAAGAGGACUCAUGCUCUGCUGGCUGACGCCCAGCUGCUGCUCACCACCGUCGACAGUCCGGGACAGAAUCUCCCCAACGGUAGCAAGGAGCAGAUCGAACGCCUGCACUGCCAGCUUGAGGAGUGCGAAGCGAGGCGGCUCGAGGCUGAGAACAUCCAGACGACACUCUCCCAGGAGCUGGACAACACUCAGAAUGAACUGGAGAAUAUCUGCAAACAGAAGAGUAUGGUGGAUGAGCAGUUGGCCCUGCUGCAGCAUGAGAAGGUGGACCUGCUGAAGAGGCUCGAGGAGGACCAGGAAGACCUCAAUGAGCUCAUGAAGAAGCACAAAGCGCUCAUAGCACAGUCCUCCAACGAUAUCUCUCAGAUCAGAGAGCUACAAGCUGAACUAGAGGAGGUGAAGAAACAGAGACACUCUCUUCAGGAGGAGUCCUUUUUCCUUCCUUCCUUCCCUCCUUCCUUCCUUCCUCCCUCCUUUGCUUCCUUCUUCCUUCCUCCUUCCUCCCUCCUUUCCUUCCUUCUUCCUCCCUCCUUUCCUUCCUUCUUCCUCCUUUCCUUCCUUGACUCGAGGACAACAGGAGGGUUAAUCUGGUUUGUUUGUUUGUUUCAUUUGCAGGAGAUGCAGGUGGAGGAGCUCUCGGCCGUCAGACAGACAUUACAGGCGGAUCUGGAGACGUCCAUCCGCCGCAUCGUGGAUCUGCAGGCGGCUCUGGAGGAAGUGGAGUCGAGCGAUGAGAGCGACACUGAGAGCGUUCAAACUGCUGUGGAGUCCCUGACUCGAAAGAGAGACCUUGACUCUGUGUCCAGCGUCGGCUCCAUCGGGACGGAGGACGUUGGGGAGGGGAUUCGACACUGGCUGGGCGUUCCUAGAGGAGGGUCCCGUGGAGGCGCCUCCACAUACAGCGGCAGUACCAUCAGCGGCCACGGGGGGCGCCAGUCUGUCACUGACACCAUGAGCAACUACAGCUUCCGGUCUUGCAUAGACCCUGAUGAUGACGGCUCUGAGGCUCCCCGAGCUCCCAGCCGAGCCCCGUCCUCCUCGGCUCUGUCCGAACUGCUGGACGGACUCCGUAAGCGCAGAGCCGGCGCCGAUGCUGCAGACGGAACCGGCAGCACCAUCUCCCUCCCCGUCUAUCAAACCACCAGCGCUUCAGCCCUCAGACGCAGAGCCUCUGCGCUCUCUCUCAGUCCGGAAAACCGGCAGGAGCCCCGACCCGGCCCCAGCAUCCUCAAACCGCCAUCUCCUCUUCUGCCACGCGCCGCCAGCGCUCGCUCCAUCAGCGAUUCUCAGACGUCUGCGGCUGCAGCCAAACUGUCUCGCUUCAACUCCAGCGACUCCCUGUCCUCCCUGCCGUCCCUGCCGCGCCUCUCCUCCAUCACGGCCUCCAACGUCGCUCGCCACCCGCCUCCCUCCCUGUCCAUCCCUGAGGAGGACUCGGAGGAGCCGCUGCGCUCCCUCGCCACCGCCAAGCAGCGCUCCCCUCAGGCGCCGAGGAGGUGCAUGCUGGGCAGUUUAGUCUCAGAGGACGGAGGGGAAGGCUCUCUGGGCUCAGAACCAAUGGUCUUCCAAAACCGCCGUCUGACUGGCGAUAACGGCCACGACGACGCAGCGUCCGACAUCCUGCCAGCGAUCCGCAGAGCUCAGUCCACCAGCAGCCUGGCCGGCUCCGUCAGAGGAGGCAGGAGAGCGCUGAGCGUCCACUUCGGGGAGCUGCCCCCCUCCACCCGCAGCAGGAAGAGCUCCGAGACGGACUCGUCCAGCUCGGGAGGAAGUUCUCAGAGUGGACGGCCGAGACGAAGGUUGGACAGACCGCAGGGGGAGAGACUGGAGGCGGAGGGCAGCGAGGGAGGAGACGUGGCCUCCGUCAUGAAGAGAUACCUGAAGAAGGAGAUAGACUGAGUAAGCUUCUUCGUCCGCGUCCAGCUGUGAGCUUCACACACACAGACUGAGUCCCGUUGGAGCAGCGGUCAACACUGAAUGAGAUACUUCUAAAAUAUUGUGUCUCUACUCUCACAUCAUAUUGAUAUUAAAUUUAAAAAACAACAACACUGAAAUACAUUUAGUCCAAUCCACAAGCACUCAGUCAAACUGUGUUUUCAGAAAAAGUAAUGUUUGUAUACGAAUAAAAAAAUGA